AUGCAUGAGCAUGCUCUCAGCAUUGGUUUCCCCGCCACCAAUAAUGAGGCCGAGUACGAAGCCCUCAUCGCCGGGCUCACAAGAUUCGCUACUAGUCUGCCUCCUACUUCCUCGAUCCCACCGGUGUCCUAUAUCGGCGGUCUUAUACUUGCCUCGACCUUCGUGUGGUCCACGAACAGGAAGUGCCAGGCAUCCUUCAAGAGCUCCAUGGUGGGAGUGCCGGUUGCCACACCGGAGGUCGCUCCUUGGCCGACCGUGCCCUUUCUCAGGGAUAUUGGUGGAAGAAGAUGGUACAUUCUGCUUCCGAAUCACUAUACAAAGUGGGUGGAGGCCAAGGUGCUUAUAACAAUCAUGGUCGCCGACGUGGAGAAUUUCCUCUGGAAGCAAAUCUUCAUCAGGUUUGGCGUUCCGUAUGCCAUUGUCUUUGAUAAUGGUACCCAGUUUGUAGCCACUGGGAGCGGUCAAGUUAAAGCUGCCAACAAGGCCAUCUCCGUCGGAUUAAAGCACCGACUCACCAAUAAGCGCGGCAAAUGGGCGACCGAGCUGCCCGAUGUGGCAGCUACACGCCCCACGGCUCGAACUAUUAAUUUCGAUGUUCCGGCGAGUGAUGCCAUGCUGGCCGCCGAGGCAAAUCGUAUCGAUGAGCUCCUAGAUGACGCCCACGUAAAGUAUGCAGCCUAUCAACAGCAGUUGGCUUGGAGCUAUAACAAGACCCUCUGGACCCGGCCAUUCAACGUGGACGAUCUAGUCCUUUGGCAUAUGGUUUAG
Messenger RNA from Rhododendron vialii, 768 nucleotides. RefSeq lists its product as uncharacterized. Gene Ontology annotation, molecular function: nucleic acid binding. The record is from RefSeq and is a predicted model, not a curated record. NCBI's taxonomy places the organism in Eukaryota, Viridiplantae, Streptophyta, Magnoliopsida, Ericales, Ericaceae. Bases 1 to 768 code for a protein of 255 amino acids. The transcript is spliced from 4 exons.